AUGUCUCUUAUGCCCCAAAACUUCUUCACUCUCCAGGUGAGCAUUUCUAUCAUGGAUGUUUAAGCUGAUCACAGUAUGUUCGUUAGCUGUGCCAAUUGUACGCUGUUAAAUCCACUUAUAUCUCUCCCUCAGCCGCUUGAGCUCUCCGACCUGGACUUGGGUGAUGUGCCCGCCACUGUUAGGUUCGUGGAUCGGCACCUGGCGAAUCUUCGUAAUGAGAUGGAGGAGUCUAUCAAGGCCAUGGGUGCGGGGGCCCCUGGUGAGAUAGCAGCGCUGACGGGUGACACCAACGGCCAUGCGGCAGUGCCGAUGGGUAACGCCGCCAGCGAGCUCGGCUACUUGACAGAUGCAUAUGAGCCCGGCAAGGAUGGUCAUGUAAGUACCCCACUCAUAGUCGCGCAGGUCUUUAUAAGAUGGAUUCUGUCUGACCAACUCUGUUUUUUGCAGCUCUACUUCAAGACCCGGUAUAAUGUCCAAGACUUCAAGCCAGAGGACGUUGAGGUAACCACGCGAGGCAACUGCUUGGUUGUGUAUGGUAAGAAGGAGGAGGACCUGCCUGAUGGCGGAGUACGCACUCGCGAAUUCUGUCGUUCGGUGGUUGUUCCUGACAAAGUGAACAAGGACGACUUCCACGCUACCCUAACAUCUGUGAGUGAAUGACCUCUACCCUCCGAGGGGGGCUGGGUUGGGGGUUUCUUGUUGAGUGCCUUUCUACAACGGAUCUUUUGUUUCGUAGGACGGUGUGCUGGUUGUGGAGGCGCCAGUCAAAGAACCCGACUACAGCGUCUACAAGUUUGACGAUGAUCGUAAGCUUUGUGUGGCUGCCAAACCGCAUGAGGAGGCACCAGCGGGAAUGGAGCUCGCUGUCACUGGUAGGUAUCUACGGCUUCUCCUGGCUGGUCCAGUUUUUUUUUCUCUCCCCCUCCCCUUGCCACUUAUUAAUUAAUGGUCUUUCUCCUGUGCAGGCAAGGACGGUGCCGUGGUGGUGGGUGAUGGGGACCACAGAAAGCUGCAUUUGGAGGUGCCUGUGGAUUCGCACUUGGAUCCGAAGGAUAUCACCAUCAGGAUGAAUGCCAACAGCGUGCGUAUUACUGGCAGCCAUGCUGAAAAGCAUGAUGAAAAGACCGACAAUGGUCAAAUCCACUGCUCCGAAAGAACACUUUUCUGCAAGUCCUAUGCUAUUCCUCAUACAGUUGACACCUGCUCAGCAACUGCGGUUCUGAAGGACAAUCGGCUUGUGUUGGAGGCCCCACUUUUGAAAUUGUGA
This is a messenger RNA of Spirometra erinaceieuropaei, 1267 nucleotides long. The record is from the annotation of a GenBank genome assembly. Lineage: Eukaryota; Metazoa; Platyhelminthes; Cestoda; Diphyllobothriidea; Diphyllobothriidae.